AUGAUACCCGCCAAUCGGCUGGACACUCACGAGAGACCUCCAGAAGCCAUACGUAAGUUGUUCAAGAAAUAUCAGAAGUGCAAAGCGGAGGAUUUACACAUUGACCCUGAUGUUAUCGACAUGAGCAGAGAGGUGAACGGCUUGGGCCACCAGCUCCAGCCGGCAUCGUCUCAGUCCUGUUUUGGCGCUCGAGAUCAUGCAUUUCGAGAAUUUCUGUGCUAUCCGUCCGAUGGUUGUGGUGAAGAAAAAGCUUCACCUGUUUCUGCAUUCGCGGUCACAAGCAUUCCCGGACUCUACAUCUUGCCCAACUUGUUACCUCAUGAAAUCCAGCUUGCUCUGCUCUCGAAUCUUCUUCACCGAGAUCUAUCCAAUCCCAAUCAUCAAACAAAUGUUCACUUACACCACAAAAUAUCAUACUCGCUGGCAUCCUCUAAUUUACCCAUCCCUUCGUUCUUCAACAAAGACCAGGCUUUCAUCUUCCCACCCCAGGACCCGGUUGUCCACAAACCUAUCAACAUUGCCGAAUUCCUCGGGAAGAAGCUUCGUUGGAUGACGCUUGGAGGUCAAUAUGACUGGACAGCCAAACGAUAUCCACCAGAGACCCCACCUCCAUUUCCAGCCGACAUCAAGCAGCUUCUGAAGACCCUACUCCCGGAUCUGGAUGCGCAAGCAGCCAUUGUCAAUGUCUAUUCUCCUGGAGACACGCUCAGUAUUCAUCGUGACGUUAGUGAAUCCUGUGACCAAGGUCUAGCCAGCAUUAGCAUCGGCUGCGAGGGAGUAUUUAUUGUCGGCAGCCAAGACGGCACUCAGGCUGCAGUCAUAAGAUUGAGAACCGGAGACGCGGUGUACAUGACCGGCGCCUCGAGGUAUGCCUGGCACGGUGUCCCGAAGAUUCUUCCGAACACAUGCCCUGACUGGCUUGCUGUAUGGCCGGCGAGUGACAACAACGAAAAGGUGUACAACCAUUGGCGUGGCUGGAUGUCCAACAAGCGAAUCAAUCUGAAUGUUCGUCAAAUGUACGACACAUUAUCUCCAAUCUGA
This is a messenger RNA of Endocarpon pusillum Z07020, 1041 nucleotides long. RefSeq lists its product as uncharacterized. Gene Ontology annotation, cellular component: nucleus; cytoplasm. The transcript is spliced from 2 exons. The record is from RefSeq and is a predicted model, not a curated record. The coding region runs from base 1 to 1041 and encodes 346 amino acids. Lineage: Eukaryota; Fungi; Ascomycota; Eurotiomycetes; Verrucariales; Verrucariaceae.